Messenger RNA from Nerophis lumbriciformis (worm pipefish), 807 nucleotides. The record is from RefSeq and is a predicted model, not a curated record. Lineage: Eukaryota; Metazoa; Chordata; Actinopteri; Syngnathiformes; Syngnathidae.
AUGGCCAUGUUUGAUGUUGCAGACAACCAUGACAUCAUCUCCAUGAAGCUGUACCAGCUGAUGGUAGAACACAGUCCUGAGGAGGAGAACCUGGACUGGACCAAGAUCCAGCCCAGCGUCAGCUUCCUCAAGUCGCCCAAAGACAACAUCGACGACCCGACGGGGAACUUCCGCAGCACGCCGCUGACGGGCUGGAAGGUGUUCCUGCUGCUGCUGUGCGCCCUGCUGGGCAUCGUGGUGUGCGGCGUGGUGGGCGCCGUGGUCUUCCAGAAGAGGCAGGAGCGCAACAAGAGGUUCUACUGAGAGACGUCCACCAGGGGGCGCUGGUGACGGAGUGGACAGUUGAAGCACAUUUCUUCUUUUUGAUUGUACAGAUGUGUUGGGAUCCUGGAAGCACUGCUGGCUUUUCUUCUUUUUUUUUGUUUUUUUAGGCUCCUUUAGUUGGCAGAUUCAACAACAUCCUGGUUGCUAUGGCAACCGCUGCCAUCCGCACUCGUUUCCUUUCUUUGCUGAACUUCCGUGUUUGUUAGUGACGAGCACACUCUCAAACUUUGAGCCAAACUCUCUAAAGUCUCCUUUACAUCUUGGAAACUUUCUUCCCACAAGAUGCCCCAAAAAGGUGUUCACGGAAUUUGGAUGUUGCACCUUUUAAUAUCUGCAAAAAUGUGACUUGUUGCUUCUUCUUUUUUCUUAAUCAAAUGAAAAAAACAUGCUUUGAGGCUAAAUUACUUUAUUAUUUUCCAUAAUGUGACCCUUUUUUGUUUGUCGGCACAUAAAGGUGAAUAAAGACAAGUUACUGUGAGUGUC